This is a messenger RNA of Scatophagus argus, 3228 nucleotides long. RefSeq names its product YY1 associated factor 2 (gene yaf2). Bases 151 to 711 code for a protein of 186 amino acids. The transcript is spliced from 4 exons. Lineage: Eukaryota; Metazoa; Chordata; Actinopteri; Scatophagidae. The record is from RefSeq and is a predicted model, not a curated record. Gene Ontology annotation, molecular function: transcription coregulator activity; DNA binding. Gene Ontology annotation, cellular component: nucleus. Gene Ontology annotation, biological process: positive regulation of DNA-templated transcription.
GCCACAGCGAGUCACGUGACUAUUUCCCAAGCGGAGUUUCCACGACAGCUGGAAGCCGAGCGGCAUAGACGCAUCGCUUCUUUGCUAAAAUUAUCGGAAAUAACACGACUUCUGCUCGUCUCAACACCUCCAGAUAAACCCUGGUCUGGCAUGGGCGACAAGAGGAGUCCCACAAGGCCGAAGCGUCAACCGAAGCCCUCCUCCGACGAGGGGUUUUGGGACUGCAGCGUGUGCACGUACAAGAACACGGCAGAAGCUUUUAAGUGCAUGAUGUGUGAUGUCAGGAAGGGGACAUCAACGAGGAAGCCUCGUCCCGUCUCCCAGCUUGUCUCGCAGCAGCAGGUAACGCAGCAGUUUGUGUUGCCCUCACAGCCCAAAAAGGAAAAGAAGGAGAGAGCAGAGAGGGAGAAGAGCGACAGAGAGCCGGCGCUCAAGAAGAACAGUCACAAGAAGAUGAGGCCGAGGUUAAAAAACAUCGACCGGAGCAGCGCCCAGCACCUGGAGGUGACGGUUGGGGACCUGACAGUCAUCAUAACGGACUUUAAGGAGAAGGCCAAACCCUCAUCCACCUCGGCUACGUCAUCCAGCGCCGCAUCCACGGCUGACCACCACAGCCAGAACGGCUCCAGCUCAGAAAACACAGAGAAGGGGCUUUCUCGCUCCUCCUCACCACGAGGAGAAGGGAGCUCAGUCAACGGGGAGUCCCACUGAGCCACCCCGUCAAAAUCUACCCCGGCCUCCAACCACAUCUCAUCUGCAAGUCCACAGGUCCCUGGUGGAGCAUCCUUCCCCUACAGCUGUACAAUACUGACUAAAACACUUUUUGCUGUCUUUCUUUUGGAUAUUUCAAUAGGAAUUUAUUUAUCACAGUUGCCAACAAAUCCGACUUGGUGAGUUUAUUCAGUUUUAAGAGUCUCAGUACUGCUGGAAUUCUGCAUUUAGAAAGCAAUAUGAGACACCUUUUGCCCAAUCUUUGAAGUGAUCUACAUGUCCACUUGGCCAUUUGAUGCAAACUGAAAGGAUCCCAGACCCUGUCUAAAGUUACUAGAACUCACUACUAGAAUAUUUACUGGGACAGUUUUAUUCUGACAAAGAACUUCUUCAGGACUGGUCUGAGAUAUGUCUGAAUAAAUGUUUGGACAAGCUUUAUGGUCUUGUGCGGUUUCCUGUAGAUGCACCUGAAUAUCAAGGUGCCUUUUUCUUUUUUCUUUUUAUAGAUUUUUAGUUAAAUGUGCAGCCCCACCCUUCAUCUUCAUUGGCCGGCAGAGCGACUUCUUCUUCCCCCAUGUGGAAACUUUACUGACCCAAUAUAAACCUGAACCAAGUAUUACGCACCCCCCACACUGAACCUCCAGCCUCACAGUGAACCUUCGCUCCUGAACUCGAGACUCCAGGCUUUUACUUUUGGACUGCCUCUGCUGAAGAGUGACUUUUUUGGCACAGCAUAGCAGCUGUAUCGCAACUGGCACCAUUUGGUGUUUUUGCGUAAUGUUUGGAGCAGGUUGUUCAGUUCAGGUAAUGUUAUGUUAUGUCACUAUAAAGACACAAGGCAGGUUUUAAUAGAAGCCCUCUUUGAAAAUGGUGCAGGAAGGACAAUGCUGGUGUUUUUGUUUUCUUUUUCCAGUGUUACUCCUCAUUUGCGUUAUUCGUGCUUUGUUCGUAAACAGUCAACCAAGUUGCAGAUACAGUCAACAUUUUGUUUUUCUACCUUUGCAGCCAUUUUUCAUUUUUCAGUAUAUAAACAACCACAAACCUGCAUUAAGAAUCGAAAUAAUUUGAGUAAUGUGAAAAGCUGAAUAUGAAGAGAAUUAGCAACUUUCCAGCUAUAUGCAGCGUUUAAUCUCGUUGCUUUGGUUUUCUGACCCUCGCAUACAUCAACCUCAGAUCAACCAUGUCUGGCAAACCAGUUCAGACAACCGGUUGUAAACAGCAAAUGCAGUCAUAACUAUUAACAAAUUUCGUCAUUUCAUCAUGUGUCAGCUGGGCGUGCUUUUAUUUUCUCCACCAUGCCAGGUUUACGACAGUAAAGUUUAUUUCAGAGACGCAAAAAGAAAAGCAGAUCGCACGACUGAGGAAUUGCCUGCUAAAUGUAGAGGGUGGUCUAAGAGACUGUAGCUGUAAAUGACACGGUAUUCUCCUUUAAAUAUCUGCUGCACAUGCUCAGUGUGGGGAAACCAGAGUGCACGCAUACUGUUUCCGCUCCCACAGUGGACCCAGUGUGGAUACAGCACAGUGCUUGAACAACAGAGAAGAGCUUUGACUUCUGGACUUGCACAUUCAUUCAGCUGUAUAGGUGAUGCCGUGUGGUGUGAUGGACUUCAGAAACUGUUUAAAUUCCUCCAUUUUGAUGUAGCAAAGUGGGGGUGGCUUUAGGAACUACUAAACUCCCAGCAGAACAAAUAUAGAUCAUCUUAUCUACACAAUAACUUAUAAAACCUGUAGAAUACUACACAGAUGAAAUGGAUAUUUCUAAAAUAUUGUACUGCAAUGUUUUGAUGUGGUUGUAUAAUCCAUCAUACCAGUGUUAUUGUCGAGAUUUUUACUUUAACAUUUUAGCACAGAUCCUGAAAACUGUCAUGGCAUGAUAAUAUUAUGGUCUCGGUGUGUUUAGGGACAGGCUAUGUCUCUUAGUUUGGAUCGUUGAACGUGUCAGAGACAUACUCUCGACGGUUCACCACCCUAGCUGGGACUAGGUGUGUGGACUCAUGGGAACUGUUUGGACAGACAUUUAUUUGGUUGUGAUAAAAAUGGAAAGACACUUAAAACUAUGUUCGUGUCACUUGUUGAUAUUUUUUGUUUUGCUUUGCCAUGCUCAGUUGUUUUAAAAUGUGUGAACUUGUUUAUUACCUGUCUGAAUAAGAAAAUAGGAAAACACAAACAAAGAAAUGUGUCUUCUUCUGCACAGUUUCACUUUCAUGCAGGAGCCGCCAUACUUUGUAUUUUCACUGGUUCACUGAUCUGUUUUUAGCUCCUCGUGUUCAUUUUCAGCACAGAACCUGUAGAUCCACAGUUUAUUCAGAUUGUGCAUAGCCACUUGAAUGUAAUAGGCAAGUCAAAAAGCUUAUGACAUAAUUAUAUAUGCAUAUUAUAGUGAUAGGGUAUGGUUUUUAAACUAAUUAUUUCACCAGAGUGCGUGAAUUAACUUUCCCACACUAAAUGAAAAUGCAGUUGACGUUCAGGUCUAUUGUCUAGUGGAGGCACCUCAAUAAAGACGACUAGUCACUUAAA